AUGAACGCCCUCUGGACCGUCGCAGAGGCAAGCGUCACGGCCGCAAAAGAGGCCGCCGGCUGGGUCUCUGCCAACCCCGGAACCACUGCGUGCCUAGCCGUCGGCGCUGUGGUCGGCGCCCCCCUCGUGGUCGCCCCGAUGGCAGCAGCAGCUCCUGUCUUGGGCGCUGCUGGUUUUGGUUCUGGUGGUAUUGUCGGAGGUGAGCAGUUCCGCCGCCGCCGGAAGCAUGGGUCAGGCGUCGCCGCAGGGAGUGCCUUUGCUACCUUGCAGAGCGCGGCCAUGGGCGGGCAUGGUGUCACUGCCGUCGCGGGUGCGGUGCAAGGUGCCGGUGCUGCCGUGGCUGGCGUCUCAGGUGGCGUGGCCACUUGGCUGCGGACAAAGAAGUCGUGA
Diaporthe citri is the source of this 390-nucleotide messenger RNA. RefSeq lists its product as uncharacterized. The record is from RefSeq and is a predicted model, not a curated record. Lineage: Eukaryota; Fungi; Ascomycota; Sordariomycetes; Diaporthales; Diaporthaceae. The transcript has 2 exons. The coding region runs from base 1 to 390 and encodes 129 amino acids.